AUGUCCGCUCGUGUCCGCAUAAAACGGCUUAUCGACUAUGUCAAUGAGGGUGGCAUCCUAGACGGUCAUAACGAUAUUCCCGGUGAUAUUCGUCGAGAUCUAAUCCUGGAAAGCCAGGCGGGAAGAAAGUCGAAAAAAAUGGAUGUGUUAACAACAGGACUACCAUAUCCUUCAACUAUUAUCAACGUCUUACCAGGAAAAGAUGGCAGCGCUUGUAUGGAUACCUCGUCCCUACCCAGGCCUUUGGCUGACGAGCCUCUCAUUAUUGCCGGGCCUCGUGAAUCCGCUGUGAGAGAAUACUACAAAUAG
Molecule: messenger RNA, 309 nt
Organism: Penicillium manginii
Lineage: Eukaryota; Fungi; Ascomycota; Eurotiomycetes; Eurotiales; Aspergillaceae
Exons: 2
Coding region: 1-309 (102 amino acids)
Source: RefSeq, a predicted model, not a curated record